AUGGCAAGUGGAGACGCUGUUUGGGAGAAGAUACUCUACCGCAGGCAACCGUAUCCGGAUAACUACUCCGGUGGUGAUGAACAGUUUCUAUGCGAGCUUAAGAAGAAUUCACUGAAUGAUUUCGAAGACGUUUUCAACAAUACGCUAGAUGCCACCGUAUUAGCCACAGGUCUUAUUGCGACGAGUCUACUUCUAUAUGUAGUCUAUGCUUUGGUGUUGACAGAAUCGAAGAUCAAUUUUGUCGAUCAUCUGUACACGGUUGUUGUGUUAUUCCUUUUUGGAUAUGCUACUACUCCGGCUAUAAGAACGCUCACAAGUACUAUCAGUACAGACACUAUAUUCGCAUUAUCAUUUAUCACCGCAUUGAUCAGUUGUGUGUUCCACGACUACGGUAUUAAUGCACCCAUCGUGUCUUAUCAGUUAUCAGUGAGUAGUGGUCUGAGCUCCGCUGUCUUCCUUCUCUCAAGAUUGGAAUCCAAUGAUUUGGCGUUCGUUAUGUUAUCCAUGACUUUUGCCUUACAUGCGUUUUCUCCAUUCAUUAGGAAUAUUCUAUUCGCUAAUUAUGCUGUUGUUGCUACGAUGCUCACGAUCUCGUUGUCAAUCUUUUCAACCUACAUGUUAUGGACGUUGUAUGUGGAAUUAUCUGUGAUGUGGACGUUAUUCCAAUUAUUCCUAUUGUUUGUUUGCCCAUUUAUUUUAAUUGUUAAACAAAAGAGCAAGCAAACGAUUCAUGGCCCGUGGGAUGAGGCUAUUCUCAGGCAGAAUCCAUAUUAG
Molecule: messenger RNA, 774 nt
Organism: Haemonchus placei
Lineage: Eukaryota; Metazoa; Nematoda; Chromadorea; Rhabditida; Trichostrongylidae
Source: the annotation of a GenBank genome assembly